Messenger RNA from Didymodactylos carnosus, 375 nucleotides. The record is from the annotation of a GenBank genome assembly. Lineage: Eukaryota; Metazoa; Rotifera; Eurotatoria; Philodinida; Philodinidae.
AUGACAACGUCGACCAACGGACCCAUUGUUAUGACACAAAAUCAUGCAUGGAUAACAGCUCAACCGUCAACUCAACAACAACAAUUUCAACCACCUAAUUAUAACUCAGCCACAAGACAAAUGUUGCGGCCAUCACAACAACAAACUCCGACUCAAUCACCACAAGCAAUUUUAGCACUGCGUUCUCCUUCUCCAUCACAACAGCAACAAGCUUCCGCAGCUUAUUUAAGAACUCAAAAUAAUGCGAUCACCACUACUAUUAAUAAUAAUAAUAAUAAUCCAAAUUCACUCCAGAGACAGUCAACAAAUCUGACCACACAUCUGCCAUCACCAAUUGUUGAUCAACAAUCGACACAACCAUCUGUGACUAAAUAA